Molecule: messenger RNA, 2052 nt
Organism: Nicotiana attenuata
Lineage: Eukaryota; Viridiplantae; Streptophyta; Magnoliopsida; Solanales; Solanaceae
Product: sugar transport protein 5
Exons: 5
Coding region: 322-1836 (504 amino acids)
Biological process (GO): monosaccharide transmembrane transport
Cellular component (GO): membrane
Molecular function (GO): monosaccharide transmembrane transporter activity
Source: RefSeq, a predicted model, not a curated record
UUACCUACCCUUCUCCUGCACUACUGAUGUCUGCUGCGUACUAAUUAAAUACAGGCUAAAACUCACCACACAUUCCUUCAUCACUUCCAUUUUUAACUAUGUUUAAAACGUCAACAUACUUGUAACUAGUUCAUUAAUUUAUUGACCUAGGUGGCACAUGUUCUGUUUCUUUACGCCAUUAAUUAGAAACUUCUUACUUUAGAGGAUAACUUUGUGUUCAUAUAUAUGUGAAGCUACUCACUCUGUAGACUAUAUAUAGGAAAUAUAAUUAAACUCUGUAAAACAUUGUUUUCGAUCUCUUCAAGUAACUGAGAAGAAAAAAUGGCAAUUGGGGGCAUUUCUGUUGAAGGACAAGAUAGCGAUAACGGGAAGAUAACAUUCGCCGUUGUCAUCACUAGCAUUGUUGCUGCAUCAGGUGGCCUCAUUUUCGGAUUUGAUAUUGGAAUUUCAGGAGGAGUGACAACAAUGAGGCCAUUCCUUGAAAAAUUCUUCCCAUCAAUACUGAAGAAGGUAGCAUCUGCUGGUGCUGAAACAAACGUGUAUUGUGUAUACGACAGCGAGGUUUUAACAGCGUUUACUUCAUCACUCUACAUUGCUGGCUUGGUUGCGUCUCUCGUAGCUGGUCGCCUCACGGCCGACAUAGGACGAAGAAACAUAAUGGUAGUAGGAGGCUGCACUUUCUUUGCUGGUGCUGCUAUGAAUGGUGCUGCUCAAAAUAUUUCUAUGCUCAUUUUGGGCCGCAUUUUGCUAGGCUGUGGUGUUGGCUUUACUAACCAGGCUACUCCUGUAUAUCUCUCAGAAAUGGCACCUUCAAAAUGGCGAGGUGCAUUCAGCACAGGCUUCCAAUUCUUCAUAGGCCUUGGUGUUGUUAUUGCGAAUUGCAUAAACUAUGCCACCUCUAAGCUCAGCUGGGGAUGGCGCCUCUCCCUCGGCCUGGCUGUUGUUCCAGCCGCGACAAUGACCAUAGGUGCACUUAUCAUUUCAGACACACCUAGCAGCCUAGUUGAGCGUGGAAAAUUGGAGCAGGCAAAACAAUCUCUAGCAAAAGUUCGAGGAACCAAUAACAACACUGAAAUUGAAGCUGAGUUAGCUGAUCUUAUUAAAUCUAGUGAAAUUGCAAGAGCUUCAAAGGAAGAGCCUUUUGUAACAAUCUUUAAGAGACAACAUCGGCCUCAUUUGGUCAUGUCCAUUGCCAUACCAUUUUUCCAGCAAAUGACUGGGAUUAAUAUCAUUGCAUUCUAUGCCCCUGUCCUUUUUCGAUCUGUUGGUUUUGGGAAUAACUCGGCUCUACUUGGUGCUGUUAUACUUGGAUUAGUCAAUCUUGGUUCAAUCCUUGUCUCUACUGGUAUUGUUGAUCGCUUUGGUCGGAGAUUUCUCUUCAUACUGGGUGGAGUACAAAUGCUCUUUUGCCAGGUAGCAAUUGCUUCUACACUUGCAGCUUCAAUAGGUGAAAAUGGAAGCAAACACAUUAGCAAGCAAUAUGCUGCCUUAGUACUUGCCCUGAUGUGCAUCUAUGCUGCUGGUUUUGGUUGGUCAUGGGGUCCUCUAAGUUGGCUCAUUCCAAGCGAAAUAUUUCCGAUGAACAUUCGAUCGACGGGGCAGAGCAUAAGUGUGGCUAUGAACUUUGCAACCACAUUUGUGUUGUCUCAAACAUUUUUGGCAAUGCUUUGUCACUUCAAGUAUGGGGCUUUCUUGUUCUUUUCUGGUUGGAUUGCUGUUAUGACCAUUUUUAUUGUGAUGUUUAUGCCAGAGACCAAAGGUGUUGCUUUGAAUUCCAUGCAUCAAGUGUGGGAGCGGCACUGGUUUUGGGGUAGAUAUGUUAAAGAUCAGAGCUAGUGCCGCAACAGAGUGAGCAAAGAAGUUGAAUGGAAUAUACAAAAGUUUUAUACUGUUAGAUGCUCCUGUGAUCUAGAAAGAGGAAUUUUAUCAUAAGUGGAUCAUGAUAAAGAUAUAAUUAAGUAAAUAAAAGUAUUUUUUCUCUAACAGAUAUAACUUUAUAUUUGCAAUAAGAUUAACUCAGAAUUUUAAGUUAGCGUUUGCUAAAUAUUAUUC